This is a messenger RNA of Lolium perenne, 791 nucleotides long. RefSeq names its product glutathione transferase GST 23-like. Gene Ontology annotation, molecular function: glutathione transferase activity. Gene Ontology annotation, biological process: glutathione metabolic process. NCBI's taxonomy places the organism in Eukaryota, Viridiplantae, Streptophyta, Magnoliopsida, Poales, Poaceae. Gene Ontology annotation, cellular component: cytoplasm. The record is from RefSeq and is a predicted model, not a curated record.
UAUAUAUACCUAGGAAAUUUCAGGCAGACACUGAAGCAAGCACACCAUACCGGCGAUGAUGGCUGAGCCAGUGAAGCUCAUCGGUUGCUUCGGCAGCCCAUUCGUGCACCGCGUCGAGGUGGCCCUGAGGCUCAAGGGAGUCCCCUACGAACUCGUUGAAGAAGAUCUCAACAACAAAAGUGACUUGUUGGCGAAGCACAAUCCUUUCCACCAGAAGGUCCCCGUGCUCCUCCAUGGAGACCGUCCGGCCGUGUGCGAGUCCCUCGUCAUCAUUGAAUACGUCGAUGAAGCCUUCAGCGGCCCGUCGCUCCUCCCCUCUGACCCCUACGAAAGGGCCAUGGCCCGCUUCUGGGCCGCCUUCAUGUACAAGGAGUGCAAGGAUUCCAUGUGGAUUGCGUUGUGGACGGACGGCGAGGUGCAGGCGGCGUCAGCAAGGGAGAUGAAGGCGAACCUGACACUCAUCGAGAGGCAGCUGGCAGAGGGGAAGAAGUUCUUCGGAGGCAACACAAUCGGGUUCCUCGACAUAGCCGUAGGUGGGAUCGCGCACUGGAUGGGAGUGUUCGAAGAGGUCGCAGGGGUGCGUCUGCUCAUCGAGGAGGAGCACCCGGCGCUAUGCCGGUGGGCGAGGGAGUACACACUGGACGAGACUGUUGGGCAGUGCCUUCCGGACAGAGACCGCGUGGUUGCUGCUUUAACUCCGAGGAAGGAGCUGUAUGUAAGCAUAGCUAAGGCAAUGGCCGCACAGAAGUAGUACCCUCUAUGUUCUAUCUUUAGUUGCAGGUGCUUUCUUU